UGUGAGUUUAAAUGAGCAGGGGCCGGGCCGGGCCGCGCCGCCGCCGCCGGGACCGGGACACGGACUGAGGCGGAGCCUGGGCCCGCCCCGCUGCGGGCGCUGAGGGGACAGGAUGACGGUGCUGCAGGAACCCGUCCAGGCUGCUAUAUGGCAAGCACUUAAUCAUUAUGCUUAUCGAGAUGCAGUAUUUCUGGCAGAAAGACUAUAUGCAGAAGUACACUCAGAGGAAGCACUGUUUUUGCUGGCAACAUGUUACUACCGCUCAGGAAAGGCAUAUAAAGCAUACAGGCUCCUAAAGGGACAUAGCUGUACCACCCCACAAUGUAAAUAUCUGCUGGCAAAGUGUUGUGUCGACCUCAGCAAGCUGGCAGAAGGGGAGCAGAUCUUAUCUGGUGGAGUGUUAAAUAAACAGAAAAGCCAUGAUGAUGUUGUUACGGAGUUUGGUGACUCUGCAUGCUUCACCCUCUCAUUACUGGGACAUGUAUACUGCAAGACAGACCGGCUUGCCAAAGGAUCCGAAUGUUACCAAAAGAGCCUUAGUUUAAAUCCUUUCCUCUGGUCCCCUUUUGAAUCGCUAUGUGAAAUAGGUGAGAAGCCAGACCCUGACCAAACAUUUAAAUUAACGUCUUUGCAGAACUUCAGCAGCUGCCUGCCCAACACUUGCACAACAUUGGUGUCUAAUCACAACAUAUCCCACAGACAGCCUGAGACUGUCCUUAUGGAAACUCCACAAGACACAAUUGAAUUGAACAGACUCAACUUGGAAUCCUCCAAUUCAAAGUAUUCCUCCUUGAACACAGAUUCCUCUAUGUCUUACAUUGACUCGGCUGUAAUUUCACCAGAUGCUAUCCCUCUUGGAUCAGGAACUGCCAUAUUGUCUAAACAGGCUCAAAAUAAACCAAAAACUGGUCGGAGUUUACUGGGAGGACCAGCUGCUCUGAGCCCAUUGACACCAAGUUUUGGAAUUUUGCCACUAGAAACCCCUAGCCCUGGAGAUGGAUCAUAUUUACAAAACUACACUAAUUCAUCUUCUGUAAUUGAUGUGCCAUCUACAGGAGCGCCUUCAAAGAAGAAAUUUUGUGUUAUGCAGUCUGUCACCAGGAUAAGCCAAGCGGGAACAAAGUCUGUCUUCUCACAGAGUGGAAAUAGCCGGGAAGUCACUCCAGUCCUUGUUGCACAAACACAGAGUUCUGGCCCACAGACAAGUACAACACCUCAGGUAUUGAGCCCAACCAUUGCUGCUCCACCUAAUGCACUGCCUCGGAGAAGUUCUCGCCUAUUUACUAGUGAUAGCUCUACAACAAAGGAGAACAGUAAAAAGUUGAAAAUGAAGUUCCCACCUAAAAUUCCAAACAGAAAGACAAAAAGUAAAACAAAUAAGGGAGGAAUAACCCAGACAAACAUAAACGAUAGUUUGGAGAUCACCAAACUGGACUCGUCCAUCAUCUCAGAAGGGAAAAUCUCCACUGUCGCACCACAGAUCCAGGCUUUCACACUACAGAAAGCAGCAGCAGAAGGAUUGAUGAGCCUUCUUCGUGACAUGGGGAAAGGUUAUUUAGCCUUGUGUUCGUACAACUGUAAAGAAGCGAUAAACAUAUUAAGCCAUUUACCUUCUCACCACUACAACACUGGCUGGGUGCUGUGCCAAAUUGGGAGAGCUUACUUUGAGCUUGCAGAAUAUAUGCAGGCGGAGAGGAUAUUCUCUGAAGUAAGAAGGAUUGAAAACUACAGAGUUGAAGGCAUGGAGAUUUACUCUACAACGCUAUGGCAUCUUCAGAAGGAUGUUGCACUUUCAGUCCUAUCAAAAGAUUUAACAGACAUGGAUAAAAAUUCACCAGAGGCGUGGUGUGCUGCAGGAAACUGUUUCAGCUUGCAACGGGAGCAUGACAUUGCAAUCAAGUUCUUCCAGAGAGCCAUUCAAGUUGAUCCAAACUAUGCGUAUGCCUACACUCUCCUGGGGCAUGAAUUUGUGUUAACAGAAGAACUAGACAAAGCAUUAGCCUGUUUUAGAAAUGCAAUCCGAGUCAAUCCUAGACAUUAUAAUGCAUGGUAUGGGUUGGGAAUGAUUUAUUACAAACAGGAGAAAUUCAGCCUAGCAGAAAUGCAUUUCCAGAAAGCACUCGAUAUCAAUCCUCAGAGCUCAGUCUUACUAUGUCACAUCGGAGUAGUCCAGCAUGCACUGAAAAAAUCUGAAAAGGCUUUGGAUACUCUAAACAAAGCCAUUAAUAUUGAUCCGAAGAACCCACUAUGCAAAUUCCAUAGAGCUUCUGUAUUAUUUGCAAAUGAAAAAUAUAAGUCUGCUUUACAAGAACUUGAAGAACUGAAACAGAUUGUUCCCAAAGAGUCUCUUGUUUACUUCUUAAUAGGAAAGGUUUAUAAAAAAUUGGGUCAGACUCAUCUGGCCCUUAUGAAUUUCUCGUGGGCAAUGGAUUUAGAUCCUAAAGGAGCCAACAACCAGAUCAAAGAGGCCAUUGAUAAACGUUACCUUCCAGAUGAUGAGGAACCGAUAACUCAAGAAGAACAGAUCAGCGAAUGUUACCCAUAUGAGUCAGUUGGCACAGAUGAAUCCCAAGAGAGCAGCAUGACGGAUGCAGAUGACACGCAACUCCAUGCCGUUGAAAGUGAUGAAUUUUAACCUCCAAAAGCCAGUAUCUGAGCUUGGGUGUGUGAUUGGUACUGUUAUGUUCUCCCCUUCCUUCACGUACUGGGUCUUCACAUCACUGAGCCAGCAUUGUCAUUAUUCUCCACUGACACCAUGAGUGCACCACUCAUCAGAUUUUAAACAUACACCGAAUUAAUGGCAGUGCGAUGUUUAGCUGCUACUGAGACUGACUAGUUGGCUCUUACACCUUUAUGAAAUGACUCUUUGAGGAGGAAAAACAUAUUUUUUUCCAACUCCUCCUUUGUUGGAGAGCUAUAAUGGAAGAAAGACUUGUGGUUUGCUCUAAGUGAGCCGAUAGAUGUGGGAAUAGAACAAGAAACUGCUUCCUUAGUACUUUCUCCAGAAACGUGUCUCAGUUUGAUUCUUUCUUGGUAAGCAGAGUGCUGAACUUCCAUUUCCAAGUUCUUCAAAGACAGCGUUAAGUGUAGGAUGGGACAGGUUAAAAACUUUUGCAUAUUAUAGUGUAACUUAAAUGCCAGGGAAUGUAAAUGACCUUAAAGCCACAGUGUCUCCAGUGAACAAAAUACAGCGCACAUGCUCGGGAUUCAGAGUGUGUGUCAAAAUAUUAUAACAUAUCCGGUGUCCCUACUUAGUGUAAACUUGUUCUUAGCCAGAGGAGCACAUUGCACCAUAGCAAUUAUUACAGAACGCUUUAAUGUUCUAGCCAAGAGUUAAUUUAUUCAUCUAACUUCCAAAAUGUCAAUUGUUGUCUACUUAGUACUUCAGCGAAACAAGUCAUUAACGUGUUGCCUCUUCUUCAGGUGCCCCUUGGAUUCGGUUCUGAUGUUCAGAGAAUAAAAAGUUUAUUGUAAGAGCAAAAUAAAGAGAGACGUGUAGAUAAAAUUGUAAUGUUGAAAGGAUAAAAGUAAUAUAAGCCACAGUGACAACUUGUUUCUAAAUAGAUAAAGAAGCCAGGAAGACAGUGUAAGCCUUAACACAAUCAAAACCUUACAGUAAGAUGCAUCAAAUAUUUGUCUAAGACAGUAUCCUUUUAAAAUUAUUUUGUAAAGUGUUGUCUGAGCAGGAUGCAAAAAUGUGCAAUUAUCUUUUUUUUUUUUUUAAUCCAUUCUUUAAGAUUCUUGGAGAAAAUUCUCACUCUAUCUGUAGCAAUUGAGUGCCCUGGAGGCUGUUUCUGUGAGAAGAAAGCGAGGCUAUAUUAAAGAAUCCAAAAUUCUCUUUCUCUGUAGCACUCUGCAACAAAGAUUGGUGCCCUUUAUGCAGUGACCGUAAAGAAAGUGUAUGAUAUCAUAACAGUUUUUUAAAGAGCAAAUUAUGCACAAUAAAUUGGGAAUGAUUCAAAUUUCACAGCAACAUAUUUGUUGUGAUCAGUCUUAAAAUUUGUUCUGUUCCUUUCCUUUUAAUGUAUAUUGUUUUUAGAAGACCGUUAGUUACCAUUAGUAGAACUUUAAUUUUUUUUUAAAUAUAUAUAUUUUUUUUAAGUGUCCUUGUCCUAGAUUAGGUACAAACAUGUCCUAUCACGCCUACUGUUUGGUUGUGAGAAGCAUUUUUUACCAUAAGGAGAAAAAAAUUCACAACACCUGCACAAAAAAUAUUCUCCAUUAUUCUGAAGUGAGUAGACAAGCAGUGAAAAUAGGCUGAACUCCAGUCAUAGUGAAAAUCUCUAAAACAUGGGAGGUGAUAUUGGAUGAAGCUUUGUGCUUUUGUCAAUACUGUAAAUUUGUUUAUUUCUGAAAAUGAACUAAAUCUCAUUAUAAAUCAUGCAAGUGUUUCAACUGAGUAAAGAGUGCACUAGAUGCAAGAUUUCUUUGGUGCUAGAAAAGUAUUGCAGUUAGGCUCUUGCAUGAUAAACCAUCCCUUAAAAGGAAAACACCAGGGUUGAAAUUCCCCAGUGGAAUUGUACUAUAGUAAAGUAUCCUCACCUGCUGUUCCCAUGUAGUAUUCAUGAAGUUACCUAUAUCUGCAUGGUUUUUUCUUUCUUUUCCCUCCCAGUCUUAAAGCAGCUGUAGCACUCCAAGAUUUGCACCUCCAUAAUAGGGUUUCCACAAGAGUGAGUUACAAAGAAAUAACACAUCGUACAGUCUGGAGCUACAGUCUGUGUGAAUAUUAGCUACACAGUAUAAUUGGCUACCUUUUGGUAGUUGAAGUUUACAUUCUCUAAACAAAAAGCAGGAGUGUCUCUUUCUCUCUCCCCAUGCCCCGUCUACUUGAGAGCUGUAAAAUUCUGGUUUUAAGCCCUUAGGCCAGGGGUUGACGACCCCUGACUUAGGCCUCGCUGACCAGGUUUUAGGCCCCAAAUUUGACUUAUUUUUUUUCCUUGUCUGUUUUCAAAGCGCAUGUGCUAACUUGGGGAUUUCCCUGAAACAAAUGCUGCUUUAUUUGAGGGCAAGAGAUGGAAACUAGCAAAUCCCCCAUAUGGGGAAAAAAUACCUUGAAUUUCCUUUAUAGCUGUUUAAUUUUUUAAACAAUUUUGUUCUUUAAAUGUUGUAAACUGUUAUAUUGGAAUUCAUUUUUAAAUACCCGGCAAAGGGCUCUUAUCUCAGAUAAGAUUUUUAAAAGGAUGCAAAUUCUAAACUGAACAUUAGUGCUCAAAAUAUUAAAUCGUCCCCUGCGUUAGAUGUACGUCAUCACCUACAUUUUAUUUUUCUCAAGAAUUGCAAGUUACGUUUAAACCAUGCUGCUAUUUUACCUUCUUAAAAACCAACUGCACGAAAACCAUUAUUUUAAUCAAUCUACUUAUCUGCUCUUUGAGGGGCGAGGGAGGCGAAAUGUGAACGCGCGCUGACACCCAAACUAGAGCAAAUGUGUUCACUGAAGAAUUAGGGGACUGUCAUUUAUUAAUACAAAAACAUGCAAAAAUGCAAAGCGUGGGUGUGGUGUGUACUAUUUGCAUUGAAACAAUGUAAUUUUUGUCUUUUUUCCUUUUUUUUGCUUUUCCUGACUUUUAUUUCAUAAAUUGUACAGUCUUAGAAAAAAGUCUUUUCUGUUAAUAUAUUUGCAAUUCAUUAAAGGACGUGGAAAUCCAAAUAAACUACUUUUAAAAGCAGUUUUAUAAUCAGGUGCUUGAUGUAUGGAUCCCUCCUCCACCCCCACCCCGGAGGAGCGGAUGAGUUGCUCACUGAGGGCCCAGUCGUACAAGCACACUCUCCUUAUUGAGUUCAGUGGGAUUUCUCACAUGGGAAGUGUUUUCAGGGUUGGGGCCUAACUGUGGCUGCUUUUGUGUGCUGCUGGUUGACCUACUAGGCUGAAAUAAAGGAAACUGAGUUUUUUCUUCUUGAUGGAUUUGGCACUCUGUGACAGCCUCUUUAAGCACAAAACCAGUACAAGCGGCAUUGUGAGUUCUGCACAAAUGCAAGCACACUCCUCAGCUCUGUCCCAGAAGGAUCAACUGCGGGAUGUUGAUCAUCUUGUCCAUUCAGUCCUUGACCUGUCUGAAGAGUUAGGUGGCGUGUGUGUGUGUUUGUGUGUGUUUGUUGUUCGGGGGGGUUGGUUUGUUUUAAUGGAAACUAUCUGCAAGUACUUGGCAGUGGAACUUUCAUAACGGUGAACGUACUUGUUUACUGAGAUUUAAACCAUCUAUACUGAUCAGAUCUAUUGGGUAAUGGACACUACUAGGUGCCUUCAUGACAGGAGACAAGAUCAAGAGAAACCUUUGGCUCUUGACACACCAGCGUGUGCUGCUUACAGUGCUGGUAUAUUCUCUGGUGACUAGUUAAAGGGUUGCAAUAGUGGGGUGAAACUUUGACAAUGGCUUCUUCUCCAGCCACAAUAUUAACAUAGCAAUCAUUUGAUGUGAGGAAAGAGGAGAAAUAACAUAUCUAUAUAGGAGGAAAGGUAGCCCAGACCAAAAUACCAAAUAGUCCCCUAAAAUCACCCAUUCGCUGAUGCCAGGCUUUGAAACCAUGUGAAAGACCCACAUGGAGAAGGGGGAAGUGACUACCCUAAGAGCUGUCAAAUGUACAAAGAAAAUCCUGAAAUAUUUCUCAUCUUUCCAUUUUGGUAACCUGACGUUUGUUACAACAAUGUGUAACACCUUCAGACAAGUCAUCUUUUUUAAAUUGGUGUGUUCCUUUAAUUUGUGGCAACUUUAAAUUGUACAGGAGGUUUUCUUUUACCUCUGCUCUGAGGCAAAAUACAGACAAAAAUGUAAAGGCUUCAAGCCUCCCGCUCCUUUGUUUUCCCACCUGAUACGCUAGAGCAGCCUGUGGUUGAUAGGGAACACAUUCUGUACUCUGCUCCCAUGGACGCUAUUACGUAUUGACUUUGGCACAAGACUAUUCAAACCUGCAAAAAUAUUGUUUAGUGUUUGCAGACAAAAAUAUGUUUAAAUACUGCAUUGUAGAUACCAGCCUUAUAAUACAAGCAAGGAUUUUGUUGCCGGACGAGUAUUUGGAUCUGAAGCAGACUACAUAUUGGGCAGCACUGGGAAAAGUCCUCGCUGAAAUUAAAUGAACACCAGUAUUGAACUUUUGUAGCAAAAAAAGCAAGAUUUUUGCAUUCCAUAUUCACUUGUAAUAACUUAAGAAUUUGCAUACUGGAUCUAACCACUAUCCAUACACCAAAAGUGGCCAGGAACAAAUGCUUCAAAGGAAGGUGCAAAUAUAUACCAUAAUGGACAAUUAUGUUCCUAUCUGAGAAGUUUUGUUCCCAGGUAGAUAAUGGCUGAGAGAUUUUCCUAAUUUUUUAUGACCUAUCUAAUAUAAUAGGAUGUUCUCUUUAUCCAUGUCAAUGUCUAAUCCUUUUUUUAAAUCCCACUGAGCUCUUGGACUAUCUCCUGUGGCAGAGAGUUCCACAGGUGCACCAAUUUUUUUAUUAAUGUUUUUGAAUUUUAGUGUGAUAUUUUUCCCCUUCUAAUUCCGUUCAGUUUGUUUAAUUUGCAACUUUGUCAAAUUUCAGAACUUAAAGGAAAACUGGAAACUCUUAAUUUUUUCUUACUUCUGUUGCUUAUGACGGUCUCUAGUGAAAGAUUAAUUUUAAUAGGGUUUUUAACUGUUUAUGUAAGUUAUCUUACUUGUAUCUCA
Molecule: messenger RNA, 7641 nt
Organism: Mauremys mutica (yellowpond turtle)
Lineage: Eukaryota; Metazoa; Chordata; Testudines; Geoemydidae
Gene: CDC27
Product: cell division cycle 27
Exons: 20
Coding region: 113-2635 (840 amino acids)
Biological process (GO): cell division
Molecular function (GO): protein binding
Source: RefSeq, a predicted model, not a curated record